Messenger RNA from Plodia interpunctella (Indianmeal moth), 1945 nucleotides. Its product is annotated as facilitated trehalose transporter Tret1-like. The transcript is spliced from 7 exons. Bases 107 to 1471 code for a protein of 454 amino acids. Lineage: Eukaryota; Metazoa; Arthropoda; Insecta; Lepidoptera; Pyralidae. Gene Ontology annotation, cellular component: membrane. The record is from RefSeq and is a predicted model, not a curated record. Gene Ontology annotation, biological process: transmembrane transport. Gene Ontology annotation, molecular function: transmembrane transporter activity.
UUGGCAUGCGACCGAGUGUGAGAACAUUUUUCGGGAAAUUGACGCGCGGAGGAUAGAAAGAAAGAAAUGACUGAAAUAUUGUAUUAAGAAAACAAGUGCAAGCAAAAUGAAGAAUGGACACACUUAUUUGCAAUGGAUGCUGGCAAUAGUAGUGGAGUCGACAGUAUUUGCCUACGGGUUGUUAGCAGGAUGGAUCUCACCCAUGAAAAAGGUUCUGCAAUCAGAAGAAUCACCUAUGGGUAGACCUCUUACAGAUAUGGAAAUGGGUUGGGUAGCUAGUGUACUACCAUUGGCAGCUGUAUCAGCUGUUCCAUUAUUUGUGUAUAUAGCUGAUAUUUAUGGAAGGAAAACUGGUAUUUUUAUAAUGGCAAUUAUACAAGCAGCUAGCUGGGCACUGAAAUUGUGCACUGCAAAUGUUCCUUGCCUGAUACUGGCAAGGAUUUUGGCAGGAAUUUCAAGUGGAAGCACGUAUCAGCUGAUUCCUGUUUAUGUGAAAGAAACUAGUCAAGACAGUAUAAGGGGAAUGUUGGUUUCAAUGAACACUCUUAUGCAAAAUGUUGGAAUUCUCUUAAUGUAUGCUAUGGGAGCGUAUUUGGACUACUAUACAAUUUUAUGGAUAGGCUUGGCUGUAUCUUUGUCAGCAGUUUUAGCAUUGAUCAAAGCUCCUGAGACCCCACCGUUUAUGGUGAAGAAGGGCGAAUAUGAAAAAGCAGAAAAAACUCUAGCAUAUUUGAGAGGAUUAGAUGUCGAUCAUAAAGUAAUUCAAAAUCAAAUGGAGUACAUGAAAGAGAAUGACAGGCAAGCUCGGGAGCUCCCUGAUGUAACACUUCUCUCUAUUCUUAAAACGAAAUAUUCUCGAAAUGGCUUGAUAAUAGUUUUGAUAGUGAUUUCUGUGCAGGCCAUGAAUGGAACAUAUUCUAUCUUCACAUAUGCAUCUUCUAUCAUGUCGGCUUCUAAAGUGACUUUGAGUCCAGAAUUACAAACGUUGAGUAUUCCCAUAAUGUUGAUUGUGGGAUCUUUUAUAUCAAUAAUUUGUGUAGAAAGGAUUGGAAGGCAGCUCCUAUUGGCCACUGGAUUCGCUAUCACUACAUGUGGAUUAGUAUCCCUCGGAACAAUCCUAACGGUACAGUACAACGGAGGCAGUCUCCCUCAAUGGAUGCCAAUCGCGUCAAUUAUCUUGACUUGUACCAGCUAUUCUGCUGGGAUUCUGCCGGUGCCUUAUGUCAUCAUGGCGGAGAUGUUCAACUUUCAAAUCCGGGCGCGAGUAUCGGGCAUAGUGUGUGGCUACGCAUGGUUCGUUACCUUCCUUCAAUUAUUCAUUUUCACUCCACUAACCACCAUGAUCGGAAUACAGAACACAGUGUUUUGUUUCGCUGCAGUCAAUCUUCUUGGAGUUCUCGUGGCAGUAGUUAUAGUUCCACCUACGAAAGGAAAAAGUUUGGAAGAAAUUGAGAAGAUGUUGGCUAAAUAAAUACUAAUCUUAGUUAUUAAAAAGAUAAUAUUUGGUAUAUUCUGUUUCUCUUUUUGUCCAGAUUAUAAAUAUGCCAAAAUCAUUAUUAACUGGUGAUUCUUUUCAUAUGAGAUUGGCUGGCAACCUGUUGCUAUUUCAGAGUCUCAAUUACAGCUCUUUACCUAUCGAGUACCAACAUUCUUGCUGUCUGCCUCGUAAUGUAAAAUGACGUAUCAUACUUGUUGGUCUUGGACCUUCCGAAAUAGUUUAACAAUAAAAUGACGUAUACUUUAUAUAUAAUAAUGUUAUCAUUAACAUCUUUUGCGCAAAAAAUCUAGCUGGGCAAAAAAUUGCGAACCAGAACGGAUUCUGUUUGGCUUUAAGAAGUUGUAUUGAUGUAAUGUAUUUGAAAGUUUUCAUGAGUUACUAUAUAAAAUCUCGCUUGGACAAAUAAUGUAAUACCUAUAAUAAUUAAGUAUGUUAAUAAUAGUAUUA